AUGUCAGUGCGAAAUGGAAUUUGGAAGGGUCUAUUGGCUCUGCUGGCUCUUUAUUCCUUUAUGUUUAAAUGUGAUAUAAACUGCACCAAGAUGGUGUUAGGAUUAGGAAAUUGGGGAAAAAGUGAUCCGAUAAGUGCUGUCAGGGUCCCGCUUUCUUCUGCCAUUCAUUCUGGGCUGCUGGGGAAACAUGUUAAGAACUCAUUUGCAUCAAAGCUCAGUAAAAAUCUUCAAUUAAGUAGUUCGAAAAUGGGAACUAAAUUUUCGGCAAAAUCUGCAAUUCUCUUCCAUGUCAUACUGCUAGUUCUGGUUUUCAAAACAAAAGCUGGAAGCAUAGUGGUUUAUUGGGGCCAAGAUGGGAGGGAAGGCACACUCACAAGUACAUGUGCCUCACGAAAAUAUGAUAUCGUAAACAUAGCCUUUCUCUCAAUUUUUGGCAACGGCCGAAAGCCUCAAAUCAACUUAGCUGGUCACUGUGACCCAUCCUCAAACGGUUGCCAAAAAGUGAGCAACGACAUCCGUAAUUGCCAAAACCAAGGCAUCAAAGUUAUGCUUUCCAUUGGUGGUGGAACUAGUGGCUACACCUUAACUUCUGAUGCUGAAGCUAGGGGUGUAGCAGAAUAUUUAUGGAACAACUUCCUUGGUGGACGAUCAAAUUCAAGGCCACUAGGUGAUGCCGUUUUGAAUGGCAUAGACUUCGACAUAGAGGGCGGAAAACUUCACUACGUAGCUCUUGCCACUAGAUUGUCUGAGCUCAGCCGAGGAGGCAGGAAAGUGUACUUAACCGCGGCACCACAGUGUCCUUUCCCUGAUGAUUGGCUCGACGAUGCACUUGCCACCGGACUUUUUGACUAUGUGUACAUCCAAUUUUACAACAAUCGUCCAUGUGAGUUUAAUGCCAAUAAUCCUAAGAAAUUUAAGGAUUCAUGGAGCCAAUGGACGUCAUCUGUUCCAGCCCAGAAGUUCUUUGUUGGGCUUCCAGCUUCUCAGCAGGCUGCAGGCAGUGGUUAUGUAGGAACCGACCUACUCAAAUCGCAAGUGCUGCCUUUUGUCAAGGGUUCUUCCAAGUACGGAGGUGUCAUGCUUUGGAAUAAGUACCAUGAUGAUCGAAAUGGAUAUAGUUCCCAAAUUAGGAGCAGUGUUUAA
Molecule: messenger RNA, 1143 nt
Organism: Dovyalis caffra
Lineage: Eukaryota; Viridiplantae; Streptophyta; Magnoliopsida; Malpighiales; Salicaceae
Source: the annotation of a GenBank genome assembly